Molecule: messenger RNA, 547 nt
Organism: Teleopsis dalmanni
Lineage: Eukaryota; Metazoa; Arthropoda; Insecta; Diptera; Diopsidae
Exons: 4
Coding region: 1-540 (179 amino acids)
Molecular function (GO): odorant binding
Source: RefSeq, a predicted model, not a curated record
AUGAAAUUUCAUAUAUAUAUUUUAAUAUACAUUUUCUUAUGCAUCCUUUCACCAACAACAGGCAAUGUAAAACUCACCGAUAAUGCAUAUACAGCGUUACCAAUAGGCGUUGAAACAACACUCAUCAUUAAUGAAAAUACAGAGCUGUCAGAACAUUAUAGACCAGUUGGAAAAUCAGAUUAUGUAUCUGCACAUGGGGUAUGCUUUGAAAAAAUCAGAUCUGAGGUGGAAUACAGCUUAAGUUAUUUAUUGAUGAAAUUUCCAAGGGAUGAAAGUAGUGAUUGUUAUAUAAAAUGUCUCAUGGAUUAUUGGAAUUUUUACGAUCCCGUAAUUCCACAUCGCUCAGUUAAACGCUUGUGCAAACAGCUCACCUAUUGGUAUCCAAACUAUGUAGAAGAAUGCAAUAAUUCAAUUGAGGCAUGCAUUAGCAAAUAUCCUGAUGAAGAUAGCUUAUUUGAAGCUUGCUCUUGGAUUGGCAAUGUUACUAAAUGCUUUCUGAAGCAAUAUAGAAAAUCAUUGUUAUUAACAUUUAUUAUAUAACUCUACA